AUCUCCUGGCGGACAAGGAGUCCAACUUUUUGCUUCCAUUUGCAGAACUUUGCCGUGAAGCUUCCAGCCAUCAGACAGCGGAGCUUAGCAGGGAUCCGGAGCAGCGUUUGUUUCAGCGGGUCUCCCCGAACAGAGGCCGAGCGGAGCCGGAACCGCCCCCCUACCUGUCAGUCACCGUCACAGACCGGGGAGCUGCACAAUCCGCGCGCGACUUUCAGCCCUCGAGCGCGUCUCCCCGUCUUUCUCCCACGCGCGCAACUUAAAGCCAGCCUCAGCACCGCGAAGAUGUCCGAGUUCUUCAGCCUGUCCGACUGCGACGUCAUCGGCUUUGAUCUGGACCACACGCUGUGCCGCUACCGUCUGAAGGAGACGUCCAGGCUUAUCUAUGAGAGCUUCGCCCGCUAUCUGGUGGAGCAUAAGGGAUACGACCGAGACCUCCUGAACCUGACUCCUGCUACCUGGGACUUCUGUUUUAAAGGAUUAGUGGUGGAUCUCGAGGACGGAAACAUUGUGAAAUUGGCUGAAGAUGGAACUGUACUACGAGCAACACAUGGAACCAACAACCUCAGCACAGAGGAAAUCAUCAAACAUUACGGGCCACAACGGGAGUGGAAGCACUUCGACAGCUUAAAUACCUCCUUCACAAGAUCAGCUAAAUACUACUUCUAUGACAAUUACUUUGAUCUGCCGGGGGCUCUGCUCUGUGGAAAAGUUGUGGACAUGUUGCACAAGCGUGGAAACGAGGUGAACUCUGACUUUUGGAAAGACAUGGUGGCUGCCAUCGACCAUAACUACAAUACUUCAGCAUUUAAAGAGGAUGCAGGGACUUAUUUCCCCAGCAUUAAGAAGGAUCCUGGCCGUUACCUGCAGCCCUGCUCAGACUCUGUGAAGACCUGGCUGCGCACCAUGAAAACCGCCGGGAAGGUCCUCCUCCUUAUCACCAGCUCCCACAGUGACUACUGCAGGCUGGUCUGCGAAUACAUCCUGGGGAAGGAUUUUGAGGAGCUGUUUGACGUCAUCAUUACCAACGCCUUGAAGCCUGGGUUUUUCUCCUUGGUCCCCCAGCAGAGGCCCUUUAGGACCCUCGUGAAUGAUGUGGAAGAAGCAGAGGGCCUUCCAUCGCUGGACAAGCCGGGCUGGUACUCCCAGGGCAACUGGCCACACCUCCGUGAGCUGCUCAAGACCAUGACAGGAAAAUCAGAGCCAAAGGUAGCGUAUUUUGGAGACAGCAUGAGGUCGGACGUAUUCCCCGGCAACACCUUUGGGAAGUGGGAGACUGUGAUGAUAGUGGAGGAAAUGGAGGGGGAGGGCGUUCCGAAGAGCGACGCAGCAAAGUCCAACGAGGCCCAAGUGGAGCCGCAGGAGAAAAGGGGAAAGUUUGAGGAGCAGGGCAUGAAGUCCCCCUCUGCCGUGUCCGACCAGUGGGGCUCCUACUUUGUUGACGUGCACAGAAGUGGAGGGGGAGACGAGGAGCACCAGAAACUGACCUGGUGCUGUCACUGCAUCCACACAUACAGCACGAUGGCCAUCCCCAGUGUGGAGCACAUAGCUGGUCUUCCUCUGGAUUACAAGUUCCCCAGGUUUUCCCCAGAGAAGCCCUGCACAAUCGGCUACUACCCCAGGCCUCCAGAUUCCGUGCUGAAGAGUUGUGAGGAUCUUUCGUGAAAAAGAAAAAAGAAAACACAGGAUAAAU
This is a messenger RNA of Cyprinodon tularosa, 1693 nucleotides long. It is a transcript of the gene nt5dc1, whose product is annotated as 5'-nucleotidase domain containing 1. NCBI's taxonomy places the organism in Eukaryota, Metazoa, Chordata, Actinopteri, Cyprinodontiformes, Cyprinodontidae. Gene Ontology annotation, molecular function: 5'-nucleotidase activity. The coding region runs from base 286 to 1665 and encodes 459 amino acids. The record is from RefSeq and is a predicted model, not a curated record. The transcript is spliced from 12 exons.